Coregonus sp. 'balchen' is the source of this 5091-nucleotide messenger RNA. The record is from the annotation of a GenBank genome assembly. NCBI's taxonomy places the organism in Eukaryota, Metazoa, Chordata, Actinopteri, Salmoniformes, Salmonidae.
AUGGUUCUGCAGAUACUAGUGCCUUUCCUACUGGCUGGAUUGGGGACGGUGUCAGCUGGAAUGCUACUGGACAUAGUUCAGGUGAGGUACUGAUAAAUUGCAUGGUGUGUUUAUUUUUUUAUCUGUUAUUGCAUUGUGUAUGGGCGUGUACUGUAUUGUGUUUUAGUGUAGUGCAUGGUAUGUUUAUGUAUUGUGUUGUGUGUCUGUAUAUUGAUCUAUUGCAUUGUGUGCUCGUCUGGCUAGUAGUGUAUUGGGUGUUGGUGUGUCCACUGCACUGUGUGCCAGUCUAUUACAUGGCUCUCCAACCCUGUUCCUUGAGAGCUACCAUCCUGUAGGUUUUCAUUUCAACCCUAAUCUAGCGCACCUAUUUCUAAUAAUGAUUUGGUUUAAAAGAUGAAUCAGGUCAGUUACAACUGGAAUUGGAGUGAAAACCUACAGGAGUAUUCAACUGUGGGUGUGUUGUUGUGGCAGCAUUGGGAGGUGUUCCAGAGAGUCACAGAAAUCUUCAUCCUGGUGCCAGUUCUACUGGGCCUGAAGGGAAACCUGGAGAUGACCCUGGCCUCCAGACUCUCAACCGCAGUGAGUACAUACACAUACACACGCUCACACAUAAUAUGCCAUUUAGCAGACGCUUUUAUCCAAAGCGACUUACAGUCAUGCGUGCGUAAUUUUUUUUUUUUGUGUAUGGUUGGUCCCGGGGAUCGAACCCACUACCUUGGCGUUACAAGCGCUGUGCUCUACCAGCUGAGCUACAGAGGACCAAGCACGCACGCACACACAAACAACACACACACACACAAUCAAUCCAUACCUCAAAACAGUGGGAAAUCCAUUCCUCACAUUGUUUCUCGCUUGCAUUGUGACUUCUCUGUCCCCAUGUGAAAAUCCUCACCUGCCUGUGAAGAAAAUAUCCCUGCACAACUCCCUACAGUACAACACUGAAAUAAUGUAACUACAACCUAUACUGCAUAUAUGACUCUGAAUCUACCCUCCCUUACCAUGUAUUGUGCACACAGGAUGUAUGGUGUGUUAUUGCAUUUUUCACCCCCAACUGAACAACCUGCUGACUGGCAUGAUGGAAAAUGUUCUGAUUAUAGAAUGCAUGACCUCUAGUAACUGAUGCUCUCCCACUCAUUUUGUCUUCUGUUAGGUAAAUGUGGGGAAAAUGGAAACUGCCAGAGCUAAGUAGAGUUUGAUUAUUGGGAACCUGGCACUAAAACAGGUAAAUGAGUAUGGUUAUAUUAAAUGUUUAGUCACAGUAGAUGGAUAAAGACCCAAAUGACAGACACAGGUUGGCCCUUGUGUGUCAUACUGUUCACAGUGUUAUCUGCCCACUCUCUAGAUGCAAGCCACAGUGCUGGGUCUUCUGGCUGCCUUAACAGCGGUGGUCUUGGGCUGGGUACUGGAGAGAGAUAUGUUCCUCAGUCACGCUACUCUCCUCUGCUCAGCCAGUGUAACUACGGCCUUCAUGGCUUCACUGCUGCAGGGUAAGGACACCAAAUAGCCCUGUCUACACGACCAAAAGUAUGUGGACACCUGCUCGUCGAACAUCUCAUUCCAAAAUCAUGGGCAUUAAUAUGGAGUUGGUCCCCCCUUUGCUGCUAUAACAGCCUCCACUCUUCUGGGAAGGCUUUCAACUAGAUGUUGGGACAUUGCUGAGGGGACUUGCUUCCAUUUAGCCACAAGAGCGUUAGUGAGGUCUGGCUCUGAUGUUGGGUGAUUAGGCCUGGCUCGCAGUCAGAGUUCCAAUUCAUCCCAAAGGUGUUCAAUGGGGUUGCGGUCAGGGCACUGUGCAGGUCAGUGAAGUUCUUCCACACUGAGCUCGACAAACCAUUUCUGUAUGGACCUCGCUUUGUGCACAGGGGCAUUGUCAUGCUGAAACAGGAACACAAAGUUGGAAGCCCAGAAUCGUCUAGAAUUUCAUUGUAUGCAGUAGCAUUAAGAUUUCCCUUGAAAGGAACUAAGGGGCCUAGCCCGAACCAUGAGAAACAGCCUCCACCAAACUUUACAGUUGGCACUAUGCAUUGGGGCAGGCAGCGUUCUCCUGGCAUCUGCCAAACCCAGAUUAAUCCGUCGGACUGCCAGAUGUUGAAGCGUGGUUCAUCACUCCAGAGAACGUGUUGCCACUGCUCCAGAGUCCAAUAGCGGCGAGCUUUACACCACUCCAGCCGACGCUUGGCAUUGUGCAUGGUGAUCUUAGGCUGCUCGUCCAUGGAAACCCAUUUCAUGAAGCUUCCGAUGAACAAUUCUUGCGCCGAGGUUGCUUCCCGAGGCAGUUUGGAACUCGGUAGUGAGUGUUGCAACCGAGGACAGACGAUUUUUACGCGCUACAAGCUUCCCGUUCUUGUGUGGCCUACCACUUCAUGGAUGAGCCGUUGUUACUCCUAGAAGUUUCCACUUUACAAUAACAGCACUUACAAUUGACCGGGGCAGCUAUAGCAGGGCAGAAAUUUGAUGAACUGACAUGUUGGAAAGGUGGCAUCCUAUGAUGGUGCAACGUUGAAAGUCACUGAGCUCUUCAGUAAGGUAAUUCUACUGCCAAUGUUUGUCUAUGGAGAUUGCAUGGCUGUGUGCUCGAUUUUAUACACCUGCCAGCAACGGGUGUGUCUGAAAUAGCCAAAUCCACUAAUUUGAAGCGGUGUCCACAUACUUUUGUGUAUAUAUAGUGUACCAUACUGACUUUGGGAGGCCCAAGUUGUAAAUCACAGCUCUAAGAGCUAGCUAGGUAUUUACAGCAACGGACGAACACCAACACUAGUUUAAAAACAACAACCCAUUUAUCCCUAUACCAACAUCACCUCAUUGUCCUACAUAGAUUCAUGCAUGCCAAUUCCUCCCUGCAAUAAGGCCCUCUUCACUAGCAUCUUAGUGUAAGAUGGCAGUCGCUUCAUUAUAGGGAAGGUGUGUCUUUCUACAUACCAUGCCCUCUCUAUCAUGGGGGCACGUGUGUACCCAUUGAUCAUUAUUACUAAUGACUAUUUACCAUACUGAAUACAGCUGCGGGAUUCCUGCAAAAGCCUGCAUGCUAUUUCUAUUUGACACAGAAUACUCAGCAAAGAGACCAGGAAACAACUAAAACUAAAACUGUAGGUUUCUUCCAUAUAAGAUACCUUUUGGUUGCUAAAUAAUUUUAUGACUCAAAUAAAACCAAUGCUUGAAAUCUGAGAGACAGACCACAUUUACAUUUUAGUAAUUUAGCAGAAGCUCUUAUCCAGAGCGACUUACAGUUAGUGAGUACACUAGUCUGUCUGGCUAUCAACUGUGUUUGUUUAGCUAGUAUAUCUGCUCCUCUCUGUCUCCACAGAGUAUUAUCCCUAUGUGUCGUACCUGGUGUGCCUGAUCUUCCUCUGCCUGACCCCUCUGUGGGUGGUCGUCUCCUCCAGAAACCCAGCCAGUCGCAUUCUACUCUACACAGGCUGGGAACCAAUCAUCACUGCCAUGGUCAUCAGCAGGUCUGCUACCCUGUUCCGUGCCCCUGAAGUCCAGUCACAGCAUUCAAAUCCUGUGAUCUUUAUGGAAAUACCAUCCUUCAAUUUGUAUUUUUCUCUAGUAUCGGAGGACUCAUCCUGGACACAACUGUAUCAGACCCGAACAUGGUGGGAAUGAUAGUCUACACGGCAGUUAUGAAUGGCAAGACGGGAAGCUGGGUUUUUAGGAGCACACAUUCAGGAUCCUUCAAGAAAAUGGUAAUAAUGUAUAUGAUCAUUGUGUCUCUCCUCCUCAUCUCAAUCUAGGUGUUGGGGGGAACUUGGUUGCCAUCCAGUCCAGCCGUAUUGCCACUGAUCUGCACCGCCACUCCUCACUGAGGCAGGUGCCUGAGGAUCGAAGGAGCUGCUACAAACCCUGCAGGACCUUCUGUGGCUCAGGUAAUGACACACACACAACCAAUCCCCUUAACAUGCCUGUGAACACAACAUUAAUGAAAUGUUCUGUUGUCAGUGUAUUCUACCUGUCAGGUUAACCAUCUCUACCUCUGACAGGAGCCAAUCAUCGCUCUGCCCAGGUGCUGCUCCUUUUGGUCGUCCCGGGUCACCUGAUCUUCCUGUACACCAUCCACCUGAUGAAGGGCGGCCCCAUCGGUCCCACACCUGUCUAUAUCACCUUCUUCUUAACUGCAGCCCUCCUACAGGUAAAACAUGAAGCAAGAGAGAUCAGUUAGGUCAAUCAUGCCUCAGUAGUCAUAAGUGGAUUAUUUAUCCUCUGCUCCUUCAUUAACACUUACACUGAGUAUACAAAACGUUAAGAACACCUGCUCUUUCCAUGACAUAGACUGACCAGGUGAAAGCUAUAAUCCCUUAUUAAUGUCACUUGUUAAAUCCACUCCAAUCAGUGUAGUUGAAGGGGAGGAGACAGGUUAAAGAAGGAUUUUUAAGCCUUGAGACAAUUGAGACAUGGAAUGUGUAUGUGUGCCUUUCAGAGGGUGAAUGGGCAAGACAAAAUAUUUAAGGGCCUUUGAACAGGGUAUGGUAGUAGGUGCCAGGCACACCGGUUUGAGUGUGUCAAGAACUGCAAUGCUGCUGGGUUUUUCACACUCAACAGUUUCCCGUGUGUAUCAAGAAUGGUCCACCACCCAAAGGACAUCGAGCCAACUUGACACAACUGUGGGAAGCAUUGGAGUCAACAUGGGCCAGCAUCCCUGUGGAAUGCUUUCGACACUUUGUAGAAUCCACGCCCCAACGAAUUGAGGCUGUUCUGAGGGCAAAAAGGGGCAAAAGGAAGAUGUUCUUAAUGUUUGGUAUAAUAAAGGGCUGACUCUCUCUGUCCCCCUUCCGUCUAUGUCCCACUCUUCUCUCUCUGUGUUCUCUUCUCUCAGGUCUUCAUUCUGCUGUGUCUUGCUGACUGGAUGGUCCAUUGCCUGUGGUGGACGGGCAAGGACCCGGACAGUUACUCCAUCCCCUACCUCACCGCUCUGGGGGAUCUAUUGGGCACGGCCUUCCUGGCUCUGGCCUUCUUCAUCCUCUGGCUCGUAGGGGUUUAAUGGAGGGCGGCCCUUAUUCCCGGUCAAGGAGAGCGGCAGAGCCACUGGCUCCAGCAAUGCCCUCAUUGGCCAAGUACGUCGAGGGCUCAUGGGAGGCACCUCUAGCGGCGCGU